Messenger RNA from Symbiodinium necroappetens, 1617 nucleotides. The record is from the annotation of a GenBank genome assembly. NCBI's taxonomy places the organism in Eukaryota, Dinophyceae, Suessiales, Symbiodiniaceae.
AUGGCCCUUCGAGCGGUGCUGCUUUGCUCGGCGCUGGGCCUCCUGGGCCUCCGCGGUGCCUUCGUCGCGCCCCGCGGCGCCGCCAAGGAAAGCGCGUGGGAGCGCGAGGAGCCCACCCGGAGCGCGGAGUUUACGGAGCUGGAGGCCUCCACCUUUGAGGCCCCUUCUGCCUCCAGCUCCCUGGACGGCCUGCUUCGCUUCGCUGCCGGCGCUCUGCUCGGCUUGGCAAUGGUGGGCAUCUCCGGCGCACCGGCUAAGGCGGAUGUGGAGGACGUGGUGAUCCCUGUGGAUGACAAGGGCAAGACCACGACCCUUACCAAGGAGCAGCUGGUGCGUGGCAAGCGUCUUUUCAACGCCGCCUGCGCCUCCUGUCACGUCGGUGGUGGCACCCGCACAAACCAAAAUGUGGGCUUGGCCAUCGAGGAGUUGUCCGGUGCGCAGCCCAAUCGUGCCAGCGUCGAGGGGCUUGUGGAUUACCUGAACAACCCUACGACCUACGAUGGACUGAAAGACAUCUCAGAAGUUCACCCAUCCAUCAAGGGCGGUGACAUCUGGCCCAAGAUGCGGUCCAUGAAGCAACAGGACCUGUAUGACAUGUCUGCCUACAUCCUCUACCAGAACCAGACCAUCCCAGAGAAGAGCUUCGGCUCCGCAUCGCGGAACUCCGUGGCCGUGGGGCGCUGUCAGCGGCCGCCACACUGGCUCCGCGACUGCUGCGAGGAGGUGCCGCCCGCACCGAAACGGCGGCCGCUGCAGGCGCGGGCGCUGUGGACGCCAGGGAGCGGUUACAGGCCCAGAGGCGAUGACCCACACCGCCGCCCCACGCUGCAGCUCCGGGAAGGAGCCGAGGCCAAAGUUCGCCGUGGCUACCCGUGGCUGCCGUCCAAGGCGGUGCGCAACCCGGAGGCUUUACAGGCCUUUACGCCUUGCCUCGUUAACGUUGAGGCCACAGAUGGCGACGUGCUGGGGGUGGCACUGUACAGCGGGCUCGGUUCCAUUGCAGCCCGCAUGCUGUGCACCACCGCAUAUGUGCGCAUCGACGCUGCCUUUUUCGCAGCGCGAUUGCAGAAAUGCCUCGCCUAUCGCGAGAGGCUCUUUCCGGAGCCGUUCUACCGCUUGGUUCACGGAGAGGCAGAUGGUCUCCCGGGCCUGAUGAUCGAUCGCUACGCAGAUCAUGUAGUCAUUGCACCGGCUGCCGGCAUGGAUUUGGUUUUGUGGCCCCUUGUCGAUGCCUUGGAGGAGGUCUUGAAGCCGAAGGUGGUCAUCAUCCGUCAGGAUACGCUCGGGCGGAGACGCGAGGGCGCAGCGCUGCGCCGGGAGGUGCUCUCGGGCCGCUACGUGGGCCCAACGGAGCUGCGGGAGAACGGAGUCUCAUUUGCAGUCGAUCUUCUCAGUGGCCAGAAGACUGGCUGGUAUUAUGACCAGCGUGACCACCGGACGUUGUUGGCAUCUCUGGUCGCGAAUACUCCUCGAGUGCUGGACCUUUACAGCUAUGUCGGCGGCUUCGGCGUGACGUUGGCGCACUACGGUGCGGAGUCUGUGGUGUGCGUGGACAGCAGCGAGGCCGCUCUGGAGCUUUGCCGGCGGAGCGCUGCGAUGAACUCCGUGUCGCCACGG